CGACCUGCGCCAGUGUAGCGAUUAGCGAACAUUUUCUGGGAACCCGCUCUCCCAUUUGGCGAGUUCCUCUAUUAGUUAUGACAACCCAAGCAGAACAUUUUUUCUCUCCCUGCAGUACAGUGACUGUUUUCCUCCAGCGCAGUGCAUGUGCAGUGUUUUCUUCUCCUGGCAUUUUCGGCCAGGCUUUUUAUGUAGCAUUUAUUUAAUCUUCUUAUUUUUUAUUAAAUGUUGUUAAUUGUUAUUUUAUGGCUGGCAUUUUAAUUUUACAAUGUUUUAUUUAUUAAUUAAUUUUUUCUUUUUAGCGAAAACGUAAAGUAUUUUACUUUAAUUUAUCUCAGUGCAUGUGGCCUAACCACGCGCACUGAACUGGUGACCCGGCUUAACGAACUUAAUCUAUUUUAAUCUCCUAAAAUGUGCAAAGACCAGCCAUGUAAUUUUUUUCUUAUAAUUGCUAUUCAAAAUUUUUAAUAUUUCGCGAAUUUAUUUUGCUAAUUUUUUUUCUCCAAUGGGAUUUCCACGUGGUUUCAACUCAGCAAAAUCAAGGUAUGUGAUCAAACUUUUUUUAGAACUCUGUGAUUGGUCAUUUGUUUCUUUAAAAUAUUCUAAAAGUUAUUUAGUUAAAUUUUACUAUUUUUAAAUAUUAUUUUAAAGUUAUUUUCCUCUUAUUGCCGUAUUACUCACAUAUUUUAUUAUUGUAUUAUUGAUAGUGCAUUUGUUAGGAUUCCCUUAUCGUAUUUCUUUUAACAAAUUUAAUCAAUAUGCCCGAGACCGAUAAUCAGAACGAUAAUGCUGUAGCCAUAGAAUCUCAGGUAUCCCACGUGUCAGUGAAACUUCCCCCGCUAUGGAAAAACAGAAUCAAAAUAUGGUUCAUUCAAGUAGAAAGCAAUUUUGAGCUCGCGAAAAUAACUAAAGAUGUUACAAAGUACAACUACUUAAUUGCUGCAAUCGACCCAGAAACCUUAGCCGCGGUAUCGGAUAUUUUAUUGGAACCUCCUGCCACUGACAAGUACGAUACACUUAAAAAACGAUUAAUCGCAGAAUUUUCAGAUUCAACGAAUGAACAAAUACGUCGGCUUAUUUCAGAGAUGCAUUUAGGAGACGAUAAACCUUCCCAUCUGCUGCGUAAAAUGAGGGAAUUAGGCGGGAGAUCCAUUACUGAUGAUUUUCUAAAAACUCUUUGGCUCCAGCGUCUGCCCUCAGAAAUGCAAGCCAUUUUGUCAAUAAGUUCCGAAUCUCUAGACAAGUUGGCGGAGAUGGCAGACAAAAUUUCAGAAGUAAGAGCCACGCCAUCUAACAGUGGUGUGUUCGCGGUGCAGCAAACCCUCAAACAGGACAAAUAUCACAAUAAUAAUUCCUUUUCCUCAUUAAACGAAAUUCAGGAGCUUAAAAAUGAGAUAGCUGCUUUAAGCAAACAGGUUGAAAGAAUGUCGCGGGGGGCAAACAAACCCCAUUAUCGCCGGAGCUCUUCCCGAAACCGUUUUCCCUCCCGCAGCCGAUCUACCGAGCGUGAUGGCGAAUACUGUUUUUAUCACUCGCGAUUCGGUAAAAAAGCUCACAAAUGUCGUGAACCCUGCUCCUUUCCAAAAACUACCGGUCAGGAAAACUUGUAAUAGCGACUGUCGAUCAAAAUUUCUCGGCGACAGUCGCACGCUCCUGUCGUUUGCACGUGUAUGACAAAAAAACUCAUCUAAAAUUUUUAAUUGACUCGGGUUCCGACGUCUCUUGUAUUCCCCCUCCCAAACAUAAAAAAAACUUAAAACCUGAUCCUCUUCAAUUGUUUGCGGCCAAUGAUACUAAAAUUAAUACAUAUGGAGCGAAACUGUUAACUGUAGACUUAGGUCUUAGGCGAAAUUUUACUUGGAAAUUUUUGAUAGCCAACGUGCCCAUCCCUAUAAUAGGAGCAGAUUUCCUUUUUUUUUU
This is a messenger RNA of Parasteatoda tepidariorum (common house spider), 1920 nucleotides long. Lineage: Eukaryota; Metazoa; Arthropoda; Arachnida; Araneae; Theridiidae. The record is from RefSeq and is a predicted model, not a curated record.